Messenger RNA from Clonostachys byssicola, 1986 nucleotides. The record is from the annotation of a GenBank genome assembly. Lineage: Eukaryota; Fungi; Ascomycota; Sordariomycetes; Hypocreales; Bionectriaceae.
AUGAAGGUUCUUUGCGUGGCUGAGAAGCCUUCCAUCUCCAAGGCUGUAGCCGGCCAUCUCUCAGGCGGUGGCUUUCAGACCCGCAAUACUCGGAAUCAGUACAUCAAAAACUACACGUUUAACUUUGAUUUUGGGCAGUCUUGGGGUCAGUGUGAUGUCAAUAUGACAUGUGUGACUGGGCAUUUGACACAAGCCGAGUUUACCAGCGAGUUCCGAAACUGGAGUUUCCCACCCCCGGAAGCAUUAUUUGAUGCGCCGAUAGUCACAAAUGUCGUGGAUGACAAGAAAGCGAUAGCACAGAAUAUUGCAGACCAGGCGAGGUGGUCGCAACUUCUUGUGAUAUGGACGGACUGUGAUCGUGAAGGCGAGCAUAUUGGGAAUGAGAUUGUUGAAGCUGCAUACAAGGGGAAUGCCAAUAUCCCCGUAAAACGGGCCAAGUUCAGCAACAUUGAACGCGCUCAUGUCAUAUCUGCAGCAAAACGUCUCGUUGACCUGGACGAGAAGCAGGUGAGCGCCGUGGCUGCCCGUAUUGAGCUGGACCUACGCAUUGGAUACGCCUUUACACGAUUCAUCACCAACAACCUCAGACCUCUUCGUGGGCCAAUGGAGAACCUGGUUAUCAGCUACGGUUCAUGCCAGUUCCCAACAUUGGGAUUCGUUGUAGACCGGUAUUUUCGAGUCAAAAACUUCGUGCCGGAAACCUUUUGGGGCAUCAAGUUGACACAUUUAAGAGAAGGCAAAACGAUCAAUUUCAGCUGGGCCAGGCAUCGGCUUUUCGAUCGUAUGGCCGUCGUCAUCUUGUACGAGAAAUGUCUGGUAGCGAAAAAGGCCAAGGUGACUAAGGUUCAGAAAAAACCAACCAGGAAGUUCAAGCCGCUGCCUUUGACGACGGUUGAGCUUCAGAAAGCAGCGACGGCGUUACUCCGAAUGAGUGGUCAACAAGCAAUGACUUUGGCGGAGGGUUUGUACAACAAGGGUUUCAUAAGCUACCCCCGAACCGAGACUGAUCGGUUCGAUCGUGGGAUGAACCUGAAAGCCCUCGUCGAGAAGCAGACGCCUGACUCCCGAUGGGGCAACUAUGCUCGUGGAUUGUGCGAUGGUGGCUUCCAGCAACCAAGGGAGGGCAAACAUGAUGAUAAAGCCCACCCACCCAUUCAUCCCAUUACAUAUGCCGCCCCGACUGUUUUGAGUCACGAUGAAGGCCGGAUAUAUGAAUAUGUGGUGCGCCGAUUCCUUGCAUGCUGCUCCGAGGAUGCCAAAGGUGAAGCCAGCGACGUUGAGCUUCAGUACGGGGACGAGCUAUUUAGUGCUCACGGCGUCAUUGUUUCGGAAAAAAACUAUCUUGAGGUGUUCAUCUACGAGAAAUGGGACAACACGAUCGAAAUGCCUAAAUUUACAGUGGGUGAGCAAUUCGAACCAACCGAGGCUAUGAUGACAGAUGGCAAGACGUCACCGCCCAGCUAUCUCACCGAGGCGGACCUGAUAGCCCUGAUGGACGCAAACGGUAUUGGAACAGAUGCUACAAUGGCGGAACAUAUUCAAAAGAUCCAAGAUCGAGAGUAUGUGGCUACCGUAGAUCGAGGUGGUCAGCCAGCUGGCGAUCCCGAGCAGAAUGAUAACGAGCCGGCACCGGCUUCUAGAGGCCGAGGUCGCGGAAGAGGGGGCCGUGGGGGUGGGCGAGGUCGCGGAGGUUCUGGCACGACAACAGGACGCAGAGGGAUAAAGUUGUUUGUGCCUACUCAGCUGGGCGUCGCCCUAAUCCUGGGAUUUGAUCGGAUGAACUUUGAGACAAGUCUUGGCAAGCCAUUCCUGCGGAAAGAAAUGGAAUUGAAGAUGAAGGCCAUAUGCGAUGGUCACACCACAAAGGAUGUUGUGCUUCGCGAAAGCAUUGCGCAGUACCGCCACGUAUACAUGGAGUCGCAGCAGAAGCUGCAUGUCUUGAAAUCAGCAUGUAGAGAGUUCGUAUUUGGCCAACCGGGAAGUUGA